AGUGCACUAAGCUGGUGCAAGUUAUAAAAGGGAGUGCAAUAACAUACAAGGACGUACCUGGUUGUGGUACAUUACACCUGUAACUUAACAACCUUCUGCAACACUUGGCAACAUCGGCUAUCCGCAACCCGCUUUCUUAACCUUGGGCUUAGAUGCUUUUGCCAUAAUGGAUCCGCGUGUGCGAAGUCUAUAUAAGCGACUCAUACACUUAGCACGCGACUACCCGAAGGGCAUCACUGAGGCGCGCCGAAGGCUGCAGGCAGCUUUCAAGUCCCCCAAAGCAGAGCCGCUAGACGACGCGAUAGCAAAGGGAGAGUACGUGGCCCGCGAGCUUGAGGCGCUGGUGUACCUGCACAAGUACCGCACAUUGUUUAAGCGCUACGACGAGCUCAGGCCCGAGCCACCUGCUCGAUCCCCUGGCACCAGGAGCCGCUAAGGCCUUCGCCUAAGAUACCGGAGACCGACUUGCCCAGUCGAGGCCACCCAUGGCAGCGCAUGGCCUUGGCAUCGCUCCUAACAGCGCGCUGCCUGCAAGACGCUACUGCACUCAACAGGCGUCAAGGCGCACUCACAUCCUAACAACACCUGGGGCGACACGUAUCUCCAUCGCACCGAAACCAACAGCGGGACAGACGCAGCAGCGGCAGCAGCUGCUACCUCCCGGGCUACCAUGCUACCGGCAACCACUGCAGCCCUGGAUGCGGCAUCGCCAGUCGCGGUCGCAUCAGCCCUACCCAGCACCUCAGGCCGCGCCAGGGGUUGCGGCGGCGGCAGCUGACAAUACCCCGACAGCACAAGAGGCGUCUGCUCAGCCCCCCCUGGCGACGCUGGCGGCCGCAGGGCUGUUACUGACGGGGCUGCUGCUGUUGCUUGCCACCUCCACACCCGCCUCCGCGGCAUCCGCAGGGUCGCCCCCCUCGCAUCCCCCUCUGACCUCCUCGCUGUACGGCACCCCGGCUGACAACAACAGCGGUGGCGGCAGGGCGACAUGGCCCACAUGGGUGGAGGCUGCUGGCGGGGUUGAGCGACCCGCACCGAGGCAGGCGUCGGGGUCGGGGUCGGGGUCGGGGCUGCUGGCGGCUGCGCUGGGCGGGGUGGACUGGCGACACCAGCUGCGGCUGGCUGCCUGGGAGCUGGCGGGCGCUGCGGGCGCCGCUGCCGCCCUAGUGGCCUACCAGGAGCGACCCCGGGGCUGGGCGCGGAGGGAGCUGCUGGAGGUUCGUGCCAGCCCCAUCUCGGGUCGCGGCGUGUUCGCCCGCGCGCCCAUCCCCUCCGGCACGCUGCUGGGCUCCUACCCGGGCCGCCUGCGCAGCGGUCCCGACAUGCUGGCCAAGUGCAGGCGGGCGCCGGGGGCGGCGGCGUACGCAUUCAAGACGGGCGACGGCCGCUUCCUGGACCCCACCGACCUGUCGGGCGCCCCCAGCCCCUUCCCGCAGCCCGGCCCGCCCUGGCCGCUGCCACUGGAGGUGGCGCUGGCGUUCGUGAAUGAGCCGCCCAAGCACUCCCCGGGCACCAACGUCACAGUUGAGGACGGCCCCGCCCCGGGAGAGCUGCUCUUCGUUGCGGCGGCCGACAUAGCCCCUGGGGCGGAGCUGCUCAUCGACUACGGCACAUCGUACGACAGGUCACAGUACGGCAGCAGGGAGGAGGGAGGGGGACGGCAGUGAGGGGGGAGGGAAGAUAUGAAACGUUAAGCAACGAUGAGCAGCAGUGAGGGGAAGGCAGGAGCGAGUCGGGCAGCGGUAGAAACGCUGGAGCAGUGGUGGUGGUGGUGGCGGCAGUAGAGCACGGCAAACUGCAAGGCGAACGAGGAAACAGACAGAUAUGGCAAACAGUGUGCAUGGGCUGCCGUACGACAAUGCAGAGAUGCGCAUGCCAGGGGAAGGAGGACUGGCGGGAGUGUGUUAAGAAAACUGGCCGCGAGUAAGAAUGUACUGGGAUGUUGGAAGAUGAAGUCGGGAGUGUGUUAAGAAAACUGGCCGCGAGGCGAAACGUACUGUGAUUGCCGAAAGAUGAGUGCAGGGAGUGUGUGUGCGUCGGGAGGGCAGGAGGAGGUUGUUGUGGGUACAUCCGUACCUGCAGGGAGGGUUGGGCUGUUUGGAAGCUGUCGCUAGUGUAGUUCGGAGCCCUGUUGCUGGUGUUGCGUAGUUGUUGCACUGCUGUCACCGGAUGUACUCAGCCGGGGAGGGGAGCAAAGGCUGGGGCAGCUUUGGAGGGAUUUGUGCUGUUGGGGCUGAGGUUGAGGAAGGGGAAGUAGGUCGCGCCUAGCACCCCGGUAGCCAGGUAGGACCGCAGCUAUGUAAUCAUGUGCUUUACUCCUUGCUGGAUGAUAACGGUACAUGAUUCUCGUUUGCGUACCCUCUGCGACAUAUGAAACAUAUGAAACUUGAUGCGUCUUUUCAACAGGCGAUGCAUAGUACAAACGAGCUAUAUUGCCGUGAAGGUGUUGUAAGCAAUGGCAAUGGGGCGGCAAUGAGC
This is a messenger RNA of Astrephomene gubernaculifera, 2478 nucleotides long. The record is from the annotation of a GenBank genome assembly. NCBI's taxonomy places the organism in Eukaryota, Viridiplantae, Chlorophyta, Chlorophyceae, Chlamydomonadales, Astrephomenaceae.